Prosopis cineraria is the source of this 1593-nucleotide messenger RNA. RefSeq names its product UDP-glycosyltransferase 83A1-like. The transcript has 2 exons. Gene Ontology annotation, molecular function: UDP-glycosyltransferase activity. The record is from RefSeq and is a predicted model, not a curated record. Lineage: Eukaryota; Viridiplantae; Streptophyta; Magnoliopsida; Fabales; Fabaceae. The coding region runs from base 101 to 1489 and encodes 462 amino acids.
UUUGAUACCGUUGACAGGUACACACAGAGAUGCAUAUAUCUCAUAAUUCCAGGCAAUAUUUAAAAGAGCUUUCAGAGAAACUAGGGUUGAGAGUUGAACUAUGAGUAGAACGCAUGUUCUGGUUUUGCCUUUCCCAGCACAAGGUCAUAUUAAUCCUCUUAUGGAGCUUUCACAUGAACUGGUCAAACGUGGCAUCAAAAUCACAUUCGUGAACACGAAUUUCAACCAUGAGCGAAUCAUGAAAGUUCGGGCAAUGAGAGGAGGAGGAGGAGGAGAACAAGUGGAAAAUGAUCUGAUUCAACUGGUCUCAAUCCCAGAUGGCCUGGAACAAGAGGAAAACAAGGAUCGUGGUUUGGAAAGGUUACUUGAAUCUAUGUGGAAAGUCAUGCCAAAGAAGCUGGAAAAGCUGAUACAAGAGAUUAAUGAAUCAGUUGGUGAAAUGAUAAGCUGUGUGGUUGCAGAUGGGGCCAUGGGAUGGGCACUUGAAGUUGCAGAGAAGAUGGGAAUCCAUGGAGCUGCAUUCAUUCCUACUUCAGCUUCACUCUUGGCCUUGUUCCUCAGCAUCCCAAAACUGCUUGAUGAUGGAAUCAUUGAUAGUAAUGGAACACCAAUAAAAGAUCAGAUUAUUCAUUUGGCUCCAGAGAUGCCUGCUAUGAGGACAAAACAUUUUCUCUGGACACAAGUUUGUGACUUGAAUGCACAAAGAAUUGUAUUUCACUUUAUAAUGAGGGGCAACAAAGCACUGGAAAGCACUGAUUGGGUGAUCUGCAACUCAACACAAGAACUUGAGCCACAAACAUUUGCUUUCUCUCCAAAUAUUUUUCCUAUAGGCCCACUUCAAGCAAGAAAGAACAACCAUACUGAUCAUUUAGCAGGAUCCUUUUGGCCAGCAGACUCAACUUGCAUGAAUUGGCUUGAUCUACAGCAAGAUAAAUCAGUUAUCUAUGUUGCUUUUGGAAGUAUAGCUAUAUUUGAUCAUAACCAGUUGCAAGAACUAGCAUUGGGGCUUGAACUCUCAAAUAAGCCAUUUCUAUGGGUUGUAAGAUCAGAUAUUAACAAAGAAGCAAACUAUGACUUCCUAAAAGAAUUUGAAGAGAGAUUGUCUUCUCGUGGGAAGGUCAUCGGUUGGGCUCCACAGCAGAAAGUUCUGAAUCAUCGUUCAAUUGCUUGCUUCUUAAGCCACUGUGGUUGGAAUUCUACCUUAGAAGGUCUCAUCAAUGGAGUGCCUUUCUUGUGUUGGCCUUUCUUUGCUGAUCAAUUUCUGGAUGAGACCUAUAUUUCUGAUAUUUGGAAGGUCGGGUUAAGGCUUGGUCGAAACGAAGGGAUCAUUAGCAGAGAAGAAGUAGCAUCUAAGAUUAAUCAAGUGUUCCAUGAUGAGGGAUUCAGAUUAAGGGCUUUAGAGCUAAAGGAAAAAGCCAUUAACAGUGUCAAAGAUGGUGGCAGAUCAAACAAGAAUUUGAAGAACUUUGUUGAUUGGCUUAAAGCAUAAAGAAAGUAUUGUAAUCUUAUAAAUGAAAUGUAAUAUGACAAAAGGAAAAAGAGGACAUGCUUUUAUCAUCAUGUGACAAUAGAAGAAUGUAGUUUUUAACUUUA